This is a messenger RNA of Verruconis gallopava, 2169 nucleotides long. RefSeq names its product ATP-dependent RNA helicase eIF4A. The record is from RefSeq and is a predicted model, not a curated record. The transcript has 4 exons. Lineage: Eukaryota; Fungi; Ascomycota; Dothideomycetes; Venturiales; Sympoventuriaceae. Gene Ontology annotation, molecular function: ATP binding; RNA helicase activity; RNA binding. Bases 454 to 1647 code for a protein of 397 amino acids.
GGCAAGCAGGCAAAAGGCACCAAAAUCCCGGAAAUUCGCGGACACAGCAAGGGCAAAAGUAACCAAAGUUAGUCAUAGAAGCUCAAAGAAUACGAGCAUCUACAAAAUUCUAGUGAGUAAAUUCCUGGCGGCAUCUGACUCCGGGUCGAAUGUGGCGCAAGGCGCACGGACCUUUUUUGCUCUGAGAAGGAGAAAAUAAAAUCUAAACCAUCGCCAAAACUUCAUCCAUUCAAUCCAAAUCCAACUACAAACAAGCGAAUACACACUUUUUCUUCUAGAUAUCAUUCUUGACUCUCGUUUGAACGAAGAGUCAGAUAUCUAGUUGUACUUAAUACCCGCAACCGACACACGAAAGGCGACGGCACACAAACGCCCUCGCCCCACCAGUUUUCAACGCGCACCUUCCACGAUCACAGCAAGCGCCUGUGAUCACCUUUCUCUGUAACCGCAAUCAUGGCUGAUUCCAAAGGUCUCGAGGAGGUUCCUGAGGGCCAAAUCGAGUCCAACUACGAUGAGACCGUCGACUCCUUCGACGCCAUGAACUUGAAGCCUGAGCUUCUCCGUGGCGUCUACGCAUAUGGUUUCGAGCGUCCAUCUGCUAUUCAGCAGCGCGCUAUCAUGCCAGUUAUCAAAGGCCACGAUGUGAUCGCCCAGGCCCAAUCUGGUACCGGCAAGACUGCGACCUUCUCAAUUUCCGCGCUUCAGAAGAUUGAUCCCAACGUCAAGGGCUGCCAAGCGCUCAUUCUCGCCCCAACCCGAGAGCUUGCACAGCAGAUUCAGAAGGUCGUUGUCGCUAUCGGCGACUUCAUGAACAUUGAGUGCCAUGCCUGCAUUGGUGGUACAAGCGUUCGUGAGGACAUGAAAGCCCUGGCCGACGGCCCGCAGGUCGUCGUCGGUACUCCAGGCCGAGUCCAGGACAUGAUUCAACGUCGUGUUCUGAAGACCGACUCAAUGAAGAUGUUUAUCCUCGACGAGGCCGACGAGAUGCUGUCCCGUGGCUUUACUGAGCAAAUCUACGACAUCUUCCAACUUCUUCCGCAGUCGACCCAAGUCGUCCUGCUCUCCGCCACCAUGCCACAGGAUGUGUUGGAGGUUACGACCAAGUUCAUGCGUGACCCGGUCCGUAUCCUCGUCAAGAAGGCCGAGCUUACUCUCGAAGGUAUCAAGCAAUUCUACAUUGCUGUCGAGAAGGAGGACUGGAAGCUGGACACUCUCUCCGACUUGUACGAGACAGUCACCAUCACACAAGCCGUCAUUUUCUGCAACACUCGCAGAAAGGUUGACUGGCUCACCGACAAGCUCACAGCUCGUGAUUUCACUGUCUCUGCCAUGCACGGCGACAUGGACCAGGCUCAGCGUGAUGUGAUUAUGAAGGAAUUCCGUUCCGGCUCAUCCCGUGUGCUGAUCGCUACGGACUUGCUUGCCCGUGGUAUCGAUGUGCAACAGGUCUCGCUGGUCAUCAACUACGAUCUCCCCGCUAACCGCGAGAACUAUAUUCACCGAAUCGGCCGUGGCGGACGUUUCGGUCGUAAGGGUGUCGCUAUCAACUUCGUCACUGCUGACGAUGUCCGCAUGAUGCGUGAGAUCGAGCAGUUCUACUCUACACAAAUUGAGGAGAUGCCCAUGAACGUGGCUGACCUUAUCUAAACGACGUUUACGAGUUUCGUAUCUCUAAGUCACCGUUCUCGCUGUUCUGAUAUCCUAGAAAGCAUCGGAUUGUCAGGCUAGAGAAAGGGUGGCACGAUCACAGAUCAACCGCAUCAGGGUUGGCACUGGUGCCGACUUUCUUCGUCUCCAAAAGUUUCGUUCGCGUGCGUAUACAACACACAUGACGGCGGGGAACAGCAUUACGGCGUUUGUCCGACACGAUCUGAGCUUGUUUCGACGACACUUGUCCAAAAUGCUUUGUUCGUCAGCCGGGGUUGCAGCAGUCUCAUGGUUUUUGACAGUUAGAUGGGAAUGGGUCGCGAUGUAUUUGAUCCCUCGCUCUCAGUCCAUGGAUUUCAUUUCUUUUGUCAGUUUUGUUUGUUUUCCAUUAUCACAGCAUGCAUGCGUUUUGGUUACUCAGGGAGUGCUUCUCAUGCUCAUGCUAGGGGAGCGCCUGGAGGUGACUGUAAUUAUUCGCACAAUAGAGAAAUGGCGUUCCCAAAUCACGUCUGCCCUUUCCUG